This is a messenger RNA of Bufo bufo (common toad), 1549 nucleotides long. Its product is annotated as deoxycytidine kinase 2. Gene Ontology annotation, cellular component: cytoplasm; mitochondrion. Gene Ontology annotation, molecular function: deoxyguanosine kinase activity; ATP binding. NCBI's taxonomy places the organism in Eukaryota, Metazoa, Chordata, Amphibia, Anura, Bufonidae. The transcript has 7 exons. Gene Ontology annotation, biological process: nucleobase-containing compound metabolic process. Bases 69 to 863 code for a protein of 264 amino acids. The record is from RefSeq and is a predicted model, not a curated record.
UUGCCGAGUCAUUAGUCCGCCCGUUAUAUUGAGCACCUGCAGCAGUUUCCCGCCCGCUAGCUAAUGCUAUGGCCACUCCGCCGAAGAGGACGUGUUACAGCCCCAGCCUGGACCUCAGCUUCCAGAAGCGCAGCAAGAAGAUCUCUAUAGAGGGGAACAUUGCUGCUGGAAAAUCAACAUUUGUCAGAAUUCUCGAAAAAGCGAAUGAUGAAUGGGAGGUUGUUCCUGAACCCAUUGCCAAGUGGUGCAACGUCCAGACUAGUGAAAAUGAGCAUGAGGAACUUUCUACAUCACAAAAGAGCGGUGGAAACCUCCUUCAAAUGCUGUACGACAAGCCAACCAGAUGGGCUUACACAUUCCAGACGUAUGCCUGCUUAAGCCGUGUGAGGGCUCAGCUGAAGCCAGUGUCUGCCAAGCUAAGAGAAGCUGAGCACCCUGUACAGUUCUUUGAACGCUCUGUCUACAGCGAUCGGUACGUUUUUGCAUCCAGCUUAUUUGAAGACGGGAGCAUCACUGAGACGGAGUGGGCCAUCUAUCAGGACUGGCACACAUGGCUUCUGAACCAGUUUGAGAGUGAAAUUGAGCUGGAUGGAAUUAUAUAUCUCCGAGCAACUCCAGAGAAAUGUAUGGGCAGACUUCAUUCACGAGGCAGAGAGGAGGAACAAGGAAUUGAACUAGAAUACCUGGAAAGCCUGCACUAUAAACAUGAGAAAUGGCUGUACAACAGAACGCUACAGUUGGAUUUUGAGUCUUUGAGACACACACCAGUUCUUGUUUUGGAUGUCAAUGAUGACUUCAAGAAUGACAAGAUUCAACAAGAAGCAUUACUUGACCAGGUCAAAGAUUUUCUUCUAUCCCUAUAACCACUACUUCAAAUUAAUAUAUUGAUCGAAACUUGAGUCCUGGCGUCUAGCUGGAAUUUAGUGAUCCUCUACUUCUGCCUCCUGAAUUUUCCUCCAUUUUAAGUGUUUGUUGUUUUUAUUUUUAUUUUAUAUGUUCAUAAUUUAACUAUUUAAACUUUUGCUGUUAGCAUUUGUAUAUAUUUGCAUGUAAAUAUGCGCUUCUGGCUUAAAGGGGUUGCCGUUGCUAAGGCAAUAUGAGGCCCAGUCCCAACCACCAGCCAGCCGGGAAACUGAGCAGCAUGGCGGCUAUCGCUGCUUCAUAACUUCCAUGCACCACCAUGGGAGCUACAACAGCAUAGAACAAGCUGUGCUUAUUCCUUAACUCGGAGAUGGCUUGUUGUGCUACACUGUUUCCGUUGCUCCAAUGAGUCGCAAUAGGAGUCACUGAUGCAGCGAGCGUCAGAGCUCUGCUGUUUUCCAGCUGGCAAGUGGUCAGGACUGUCUAAUUUCGCUUUAGUAAUGGCAAGAUGAGACAGCCCCUUGUCUGUACAAAUAUUAUGAAAUAAAUUUUUAUAGUGUAACUUCUUUCAUGAAACUGCAUUGCUUUGUUAUAUAUUAGGUGCUCUACGGAAUUUACAUUGAGUUACUUUUAUUUAAAAAAAAAAAAUUAUUUAUAUUGUGCUGGUUUUCAGUCCUCAUUACUAAUG